Messenger RNA from Acomys russatus (golden spiny mouse), 3047 nucleotides. Its product is annotated as KIAA0408 ortholog. The transcript is spliced from 6 exons. The coding region runs from base 193 to 2076 and encodes 627 amino acids. Lineage: Eukaryota; Metazoa; Chordata; Mammalia; Rodentia; Muridae. The record is from RefSeq and is a predicted model, not a curated record.
CAUAUCUCUGUAAAAAGACACGUCUCAUCUUACCUUGUCAAAUUCAACAGGAAACCCCAGCGACCAAAGUAUUUCAGGCUUUAUUUUUAAAGUCAAGUGAGACCACUUCAAAUCAAACAGUUGCACGCUUCCAAGAAACAGCUAAGAGAAGGCAGAGAGGAGCAGAAACCCUUUGGCUGACACACGGUUGCCAUGGAUCUGCAUAACCAGUGGGAGAGCACAAAGGCCGACUGGCACAAGGAAAAGAUGGAGCUACUGGACCAGUUUGACAAUGAGAGGAAAGAAUGGGAAAGUCAGUGGAAGAUCAUGCAGAAGAAGAUUGAAGAGCUUUGCCAGGAAGUAAAGCUGCGGAGGAAAAUGAACAUGGGUGAACAUUCAAAGGUCAUUGGCCUUGAUCAUGUUCAAGAAAAAAUGGAAUUUCCUCCAAAUGCCCUCAAUUCAGGACAAUGCAAAUCUGGAGUGACAAAUCACCGAGAUGCUCUGGAAAAGGAAAACAGGGCAGAAAGGGACUUCCUCAGGGAAGAAACUCAAGUGUCUCAAGAGCAAAAUUCAUGCACAGACACCAAAGUAGGGCUUCUGAAUCCUUUGGCCGCAGAAGAGAAGGCGUGUGAGGUCUGGGCUGGAAGGAGGACUUCUAAGGAGAGUAGAGACUAUUCUAUUGCCCUCAGCACAGCUCUUGCAGAACUAGCGAAAGUUAGUGAAGAGCUAUGCACCUUUCAAGAGGGAAUCCGAAGGCGUUCUAACCACAGAAGGAUGAAAUCAGAUCCUGUCCUUCAGGAAAUGCCAAAUGCAAUCAGUGUGCCUCAUGGGGACCACUUGAUCAGCAAUGGCCAGGGCUUUCUUCUAACCCAUUUGGAGACAGAAAGGCAGAAAAGGAGUCCGAGCUGUGCCAAUGAACUCCAAAGCUGUGGAAUUGGUACACUUGAUUUGGGAAGAAGUGAAACUCCGCCAACUCCCCCGCCAAGAAGUACCUCUCGAAAUGUCCCCAGCUCAUAUUCUGAAAAAGCCCAAGAAAGACUGAAGGAAAAGUUAUAUCACAGGUGGGGGGCCCAUGAGGGUCAGGACAGAAGGGAUUGCAGUCCCCACUGCCUUCCGAGGCAGGCUCCAUUGUUCCCACAAGAAAGCAAGUGUGUGAAAACUAAUGCCAUGUUUUCCUCUUUGACCUCAGAAGUUAAAACAGAUAGCAAGCCUCCAGGUGUUGAAGACAUUGGAUUUAAUGUGUGGUCACGGGGCAAUGUAAUAGGGACAAAGGACAGCCCUUCUGUGCCUUCUCCAAAAACUGGCUUUAUCCCAAAUAGAGCAAAAGUGGAAACGGUGAUUGCAGAUAGCCCUACUAAAUCACAUCUUGAUCUUCACGUGAAAAACGACUGUCUUCUCUCCACGACACAGAGGGACGCAGUAGGAAGCCACAACUGUAGUUUUGAAUGGACUCCAAGGAACGAAAAGCUGGCAGCGAAGAUUGAUGAAUUUAACAGAACUGUGUUUAGAACAGACAGAAAUUGUCAAGCAGUACAGCAAAGUGAAAGCUCCGCAAAGUCACCUGACAAUCUCAACCCCUGUGCUAUCUCAACUCAGAGAGGUGACAUAGCAGAAGGUGACAGUAGGCCUAAAGUUCCGAAAGAUACGGACCACAUGGAAAACGUGCUCAGUGAUCCCACAAAAGUAUCCGCAGCAGGCCCAGUCAAACAAAUGCAGGCACGCCCGAGUCCCCGCAGCUAUCGGCACAUGUUCCGGGAGCAUGAUUGGAGACCAACUGAUUUUUCCAGCCGACCAAGAUCAGCUGAUCCCAGAUCAAAUUACGGUGUUGUGGAAAAGCUGUUGAAAACCUACGAGCCAGAGAUGGGGCCUGCAUUGCAAAACUCAAAAUGCUUCAGGGAUAACUGGACCAAGUGUGGUUCUGAUGAUUCCAUAGCAGUGAAAGCCUGCAAUGGAAAAGGAUUUUCCCGACCUGCUAGACCAGCGAAUCGCCGGCUUCCUUCCAGAUGGGCAUCCAGAUCGCCAUCCGCGCCCCCAGCCUUACGGAGGACUGGCCACAGCUACAAAGUCUCUCUGCAAACCGAAGCCCAGAUGCUCUAGAUCUGGAUUGCUGGAUCACAAAAGUUCUCAGCCCUUUUGCCAAACUGAAUAUUCAGAGUGUUUACAAACAGUCCUGCUCUCUUCUGUAUCUUCCAAGAUCACCGGGACAAGGCAUCUAAACCCUAACUUUCCAUCAGUCUUCAGUGUUUUUAAUCUAUGGGAUAAUUCUCUCCUUGUACUUUAAUUUCCUAGAUUAGAAUUUUUAUUGUCAUCCUCAUUGACUUUCCAAUAUGAUUUAAGUUGACGCUGUGUACAAUAUUGUAUAUUCUGACUCUCCUUGCAAAUGCAGAAAACAAGGUUAUGUGCAUGGCCAUGUGUUCGUAGGUGCAUGUGUUGUCAUAGGAAGUAUUCUGAUAUCUAUUUAGGCAAAAUUUAUGUGCUAGUGUUGACUUUGAAAUUAUAACAUGUACACCUAUAUAUUCUUUGUGUUUACUUUAAACUUUUGAAAAUAUACAAUCCUAUUUAUAUUUUGCAUACCUUUUAAUAGGUAUUCACCUAAGGCAUCUGGCAUUGAUGUAUCACUUAAUUGCUUCCUUGGCCACCAACUACAUUGAAAAAUAAGAAUAAUAUGCAAACCUAACAUUAGCCAUUUUCCAGAAAUCAAUCUUAAAUAGCAUUUUAGCCCAUAUGAAGAUAAAUGAUACUAUCGCUUUCUUGUUUAAAUAAAAACAUCACAGGUUUACUAUAUUAGCCUUCUGAAGCAAGCUUAAGAUGCUUAUACAGGAUUUUAUAUAUCUGGUAGUCUCGUGUAGCUAUAACUGUAUACUUGAUUCUCAGAUCCAGUAUCAUAAGACUGCCUUAAUGACAGGACAAAGUAAUGAAUUUAUUUUGUCAUUCUCAGUAACAAACAUUUCUUAAUGAGAUACAGAAAAAGCCUACUGAAUUUUACUUGUCGUUAAAAUUGUGCUAAGUUUUCAUUUACCUGCUUUAUCCGGAGUUCUAUCUCUGUAGAGGUAAGUCGCUUGGUUCCC